Molecule: messenger RNA, 1594 nt
Organism: Tarenaya hassleriana
Lineage: Eukaryota; Viridiplantae; Streptophyta; Magnoliopsida; Brassicales; Cleomaceae
Exons: 1
Coding region: 179-1381 (400 amino acids)
Source: RefSeq, a predicted model, not a curated record
CAGGAGGAGGAAGAACGAGUCUGGUCUCGCUCCCCGACAAGACAUGUCUUCCACCAUUUCGCUUCCCCAUAUAAUCGCUUAUCUCUCUGCUCCAGAAAUCCCAAGAACCCUUCCCUAGUUUCCCUCAAUCCCAAAAACCUCCCCCCUUUCUCCCCGGAAAUUUCACGGUUGUGUCAAAAUGGCGCCGGCGACGGAGAGUCAGAGCUCCUUCCUUAGCCGGAUCAGCAUCCGCCGCAACCAGAUCGUGUCCAUGGAGGUCAACCACGAGCAAGAGCUCCAGGAACUCGAGAGUUUUCAGAAAUACGUGGCGGGGCGAUUCUCGGAAUUGCUGUGUCCGCCGCCGCUGUCCGCCGGAAAUAUCGACGCCGGCGCCAAUUCGCCUCCGUCUGAUCCGAUUCUGUCGAUUUCGUGGCUGCGGAAGCUGUUGGAUGUUUUCAUGUCCUGCGAGGCGGAGUUCAAGACGGUUCUGAUCACGGGUCCGGGUCCAGGUCCGGGUCCGGGUCGUGACCCGUUCCAGAUCUCGAAACCGCCGCUGGAUAGGGUGGUGCCCGAAAUGCUUGACCGGGUCGUCAAGGCUCUAGAUAUCUGCACCGCCGUCGUUAACGGGGUUGACUCCGUUAGAGACUGUCAGCGCCUCGCUGAGAUCGCCGUAACGGCACUGAAACAACGGCCGUUAAGCGACGGAAGCGUCCGGCGAGCAAAACGGGCCCUCACAAGCCUUCUCAACGCCUUAAACCCAGAGGAGAAAGGUAGCCGGAACGGCAGUGGGAGCAGCGGUAGGAGGACAACGGAACGGUCGUGGUCCUUCAGCCGCCGUAACGGAGGCGGCUACGUUAGUAAGAACUGGUCUGCGGCGAAGCAGAUUCAGGCAAUGACAGCCAAUCUGAUCGCACCACGUGGCACCGAGGCCUCUAGCCCCGCGGCUCUUCCCGUCCACAUAAUAAGCACAAUCAUGGUUUUGGUCAUGUGGGUGUUAGUAGCGGCGGUUCCAUGCCAAACAAGCAACGGCUUGCCAACGCAUCUACCGCUGCCAAAGCACCAGAGCUGGGCAAGUGCCGCCAUUAACAUCCACGAUCGGAUCGGGGAGGAGAUUAAACGGAAGGAGAGGCGUGGAGGUGGGUUUUCAGGCGGGCUGAUGGAGGAGAUGCAGAGGAUGGAGAGGAUAGGGAUGGGGCUGAUGGAGUUCGCCGAGGGGUUUAGGUCGGCGGAGGAGGUGGCGGAGAAGGUGGCGGAGAUGGAGGAGGUUUGCCGGAGAAUGGAGGAGCUCGAUGGGUUGCAGAGACAGGUGAGGGAAGUGUUCCAUAGAAUGGUCAGAAGCAGGACUGAGAUUCUCGAGGCACUUGACCAAGCGGGGAGGAACACUACUCCGCCUCCACUGUAAAUCUUUCUAAAUAGCUUUGCUUCUUUCUUGAUGAUGCAAAAAAAAAAAUCAUCUUUUUCAAUUUUUUUUGUUAGUAGAAAAAAAAAAAAGGAUACAAGGGUUUUGGGUCUUGUCAUUAUGUAUAGUAUACAUUGCCAUAUCGAUUCUCUUUUUUUUUUUGGGGAAUACUGAAACUGCCUUAGAAAAAAAUAAGAGUUUAUUUUUUUCUAUUUA